AUGUCCUGCUACGACCUGUGUCCCACCACCAGCUGCGGCAUCGCCCGCCCCCAGCCCCUGGCUGACAGCUGCAAUGAGCCCUGCGUCCGCCAGUGCCCCGACUCCACCACCGUCAUCCAGCCUCCCCCCGUGGUGGUCACCUUCCCCGGCCCCAUCCUCAGCUCCUUCCCCCAGGAUUCAGUCGUGGGCUCCUCUGGAGCUCCAGUCGUUGGUGGCUAUGGAGGCUACUCCCUGGGCUACAGGAGUCCCUAUGGCUAUGGAGGCUCCUCCUUGGGCUAUGGAGGCCUGUAUGGCUAUGGAGGCUCCCUGGGCUAUGGGGGUCUCUAUGGCUAUGGGGGCUCCUCGCUGGGUUACAGGGGUCUGUAUGGAUACGGAAGAUCCUAUGGGGCUGGAUACUGCAGCCCUUACUCCUACCGGUACAACAGGUACCGCCGUGGCAGCUGUGGGCCCUGCUAA
This is a messenger RNA of Tinamus guttatus (white-throated tinamou), 456 nucleotides long. RefSeq names its product scale keratin. Gene Ontology annotation, cellular component: intermediate filament. Lineage: Eukaryota; Metazoa; Chordata; Aves; Tinamiformes; Tinamidae. The record is from RefSeq and is a predicted model, not a curated record. Gene Ontology annotation, molecular function: structural constituent of cytoskeleton.